Molecule: messenger RNA, 1233 nt
Organism: Colletotrichum orchidophilum
Lineage: Eukaryota; Fungi; Ascomycota; Sordariomycetes; Glomerellales; Glomerellaceae
Exons: 6
Coding region: 1-1233 (410 amino acids)
Source: RefSeq, a predicted model, not a curated record
AUGGUUUCCAUCGCAUACCACUCGGACCAGAACAUCUCCGGCAUCUUGACCAUUUCACAUGGCGUGCUGAGUUUUCUGGCUUCCGCUCUCUUCUUGCUCAGACUAUACGCCUCCUGGCGGACACCACAUACGAUAUGGACUGCCGACGUUCACAUUUCUUUGAUAGCCUUGCUGGCAAAUCACUCUUUGUUUGCUAUUGAACUUGCCGCCGUCCCACUUGGUCUUGGGACAAACAUCCAACUGGUGAUGGAAAAUCAGCCCGGGGGCACAGUCCCUCUCUUCAAGAGCAUUCUGGCCAUCGACAUUAUCCACUGCGUAGCGUGCUCGGCCGCCAAGAUAGCAGUUCUUGCCAUGUACUUUCGCCUUUUCUCAGCUUCAAAGGUGUUGCGGUGCUGGGUAUGGGGAACGUCAAUUGCAAUCCUGCUGUGGCUUAUUGCUGUGGUAUUGGUCAGUACCUUCUCUUGUUUGCCUGUCGAGUAUCACUGGGAUAAAUCCAUUCCGGGUACUUGCAUGGGAAUCAGCAAAGUAGGGAUUCUGUUCCCAAACAUCAUCUUCGACAUCAUAGCUAUGGUCCUCCCCAUCAACGAGAUAUGGAGGUUGCAGAUGCCACGGACCAAGAAGGCGGCACUCACCGGCAUCUUUCUGAUCGGUGGCAGCGUCAUUGUCAUCUCAAUCUCCCGGCCACUCCUCUUCUGGGUCUUCCGUCCCGUACCCGGCAUAGCGCACAACGUCAGCCAGACCACCAUCUUCCCCUACACGGCAUCGGCCGCCGAAGUCUGCCUCGACAUCAUCGGCGCUUGUCUGCCGCCCUGCGCGUCUCUCUUCAGGCGUUUCUUUGGCGGCGUCGUGAAUGUUGUCAAAUCGGGACAUCACUAUUCCACCUCGAGGGGCAAAUCCAGCGGCCAAGACUCGUCAACCAAGAGGUCCAGUAAAGUGCGUGCACUCACAAUUGGAAAGGCUUGCAACCGCAAACGAGCCGCCGCCAACGACACGGUCGAUCUCGAGGGGUCUUUUGAACGGCUCGGGGAUGGGGUUGGCUGGCAAGGCUCGACGGACGACCUCUAUGGAAUGGAUGACCUCCAGCGCAGCACAGGGGAUGUCGACGAUUGCAAAGGACGUGAUGGAAUUCGCGUCAGGCACGAUAUUCAAAUUCAGCAUGGGGGAAGAGUCACGGUGGAUGAUAUUAAGAAGUGGCAACGAGGAGAUGUCUUUGACGGAGGAUCUAGACCCUAG